ACACAAGUUAACAGCUGUUGACUCAAACUUGUAGCUCAUGGAGUAACUUGGAACCAUUAUUUUUGGUAAUCAGACCAAAAAAAAAAAAAAAAAACUUCACUCAUCCUGACUUGGAGUGAUUUGAUGUAUGGAUUAGAGUAAAAGUGGACUCCACCAGCAGAGGAGAGACAUCCGGCUGAAGAUUUAUGCCUUGGGGGAUGGCAGCGGCCACCUCGGGUCCGUACCUCGCCAGCAGCAGGAUCCUGUCCGCUCCGUUCGUCCACUCUGACCGGAGAGGCGCUGCUGGCAUGCAGCCGGGCGGCACCGCCGUCACCACCGUGUCGGGGGGCUACAGGGUGGACCCCUCCAUCAAGAUGGUUCAGAGCGACUUCAUGCAUUCAGCCAUGGUGGCGAGCAACGGCGGCCACAUGCUGAGCCACCAGUGGGUGACGUCGCUGCCGCACGCCGCCGCCGCGGCAGCUGCGGCCGCAGCGGCGGCUGCAGAGGUCGGGUCAUCGUGGCCCCCCAGCGGCCCCCAGCCCCAAGAGGUAAAGAGAAACACGGGCAGGGAGGACCUUCACUCCGGCGCAGCUCUGCACCACAGGUCCCCACAUCUGGGAGCGCAUCAGACGCACGCGGGAAGUUGGGGAGGCACCUCCGCCGCGCACAUCAGCAUCACUGAGGGGGGGCAGCAGCAGCAGCAGCAGCAGCAGCAGUCUCUGGUUUAUUCUCAGCCUGGGGGAUUUACAGUCAACGGUAUGUUGAGCUCACACACCGGACAGAGCCUCAUGCACUCGGGGCUGGUGCGCGGGGAGUCCCCUGAACUGGAUCAUCAUCACCACCAACACCACAAUCACCACGGGCACCAUCACCAGCAUCACGGAGUCGGCCACGACUCCCAGUCAGAUGAGGACACCCCCACGUCUGAUGACUUGGAGCAUUUCGCCAAACAGUUCAAGCAGAGGCGGAUCAAGCUCGGUUUUACGCAGGCCGACGUGGGCUUGGCCUUGGGCACCCUGUACGGCAACGUGUUCUCCCAGACCACCAUCUGCAGGUUCGAGGCUCUUCAGCUGAGCUUCAAGAACAUGUGCAAGCUGAAGCCUCUCCUCAACAAAUGGCUGGAGGAGGCCGACUCCACCACCGGGAGCCCGACCAGCAUCGAUAAGAUCGCCACGCAGGGGAGGAAGAGGAAGAAGCGCACGUCCAUCGAGGUGAGCGUGAAGGGCGCGCUCGAGAGCCACUUCCUGAAGUGUCCCAAACCGUCCGCGCAGGAGAUCAACUCCCUGGCGGACACCCUGCAGCUGGAGAAGGAGGUGGUCCGGGUCUGGUUCUGCAACCGCAGACAGAAGGAGAAGCGCAUGACGCCGCCUGGACUCCCGCGCACCCCCGAAGACGCGUACUCUCAGGUGGGAAGCAUGGGACCCGACACACCCUCCCCCUCCAUAGAGUGUAAGAGGAUGUACGACACGUGAAAACAAACAGACCUGAA
This is a messenger RNA of Nematolebias whitei (Rio pearlfish), 1468 nucleotides long. RefSeq names its product POU class 3 homeobox 3a (gene pou3f3a). Bases 186 to 1451 code for a protein of 421 amino acids. Gene Ontology annotation, molecular function: RNA polymerase II cis-regulatory region sequence-specific DNA binding; DNA-binding transcription factor activity, RNA polymerase II-specific. Gene Ontology annotation, cellular component: nucleus. The record is from RefSeq and is a predicted model, not a curated record. The transcript has a single exon. Gene Ontology annotation, biological process: brain development; regulation of transcription by RNA polymerase II. NCBI's taxonomy places the organism in Eukaryota, Metazoa, Chordata, Actinopteri, Cyprinodontiformes, Rivulidae.